UCGAUGGUCAUCCUCCGUAAGUGACGGAUCGUUUCGUUUUCUAGUUUCUUUUCCUCACAAUAAUUGUCCCUUUUUUAAGUUUUCAUUUUGCAGAACAUUUUAUCAAGGAUCAUCCUGAACGAGGAAACAAUCCUUAAAAAAUUUAUCUCACGUAUACGUAACUUUGAUCGAAGAUAAGGAAAAAAAUAAAAAAAAGAAAAACACAAAAAUAUCAGUGUCGAGUCCCAGUGUUUUAAUUACAGUGUCGAUUAUGAUGCGCGAUCAACGGCUUUAAUUUUUUUAUAAUUAUACCCUGUCACAAAUCAAACGUCACGGGAAUUUUGCGACUAGAUUAUGAACGGAAAAAUGAACGGACCGGUUUAUGCGUCCUCCUGUCCUACACUACAAUCGAAUCUCUCUUUACAUAGUUCAUCAUAUUAUAGCGAAUACAGUGGCACAACUAGAAGACGAUUGUCAUCGACCGGUGAGGCUGAUACUUCCGCUACUUCGAGCUACGAAGGAAGCGACAGCUCCGAAAACAGCGACGAAUCACGAUUGGAUCCGGUUAGCCAAAUGGAACGCGAACAAUUGGAGACGUUCUUUCGUGGACUGAAAUCACAGGUAUUCGUAUGCGAAUCACUGGCAAACUUGUAUCUUGGUAGCGCCUCGCAAACAGAAAGGUGGGAACUUCGAUUCACCGGAAUACCGGUUGUCGUCCUCGAUCUUGGAGAAACACGAUCAAGAUCUAAAAGACGUAUUCAGAUUUUAUUAGCUGAGCGAGGCACUUGCUUCACAUUGUGGCGAGAAACUAUUGAUAAUCUUUCAUCCUAUAAGGUAUCGGGACCAGCAUUUCACACAAUGUGUCUCUCGUCGGACCACACACGUUUGGCUGGAUUGAGCUUCGACAAUCCGAAAGCAGCGAACGAUUUGUGGCAGCACAUAGAACGACUAGUGUCGUGUCCAGAGAACAUAAGUCUCUCGGUGCCAGGUAAAAAGAAAAAGAAGGUGCCGCAGAAGAAGGUCGUCCUACCAGCGAAGAGCAACAUAAGCCAGCCAUGCCAAUUCCAGCACGUGACGAGCGUCGAUGCUGCUGAUCGAUCGCGAUAUUUCUCCCUUCAAACGUUGGUGCCAGCCUUGAGCGAGCUAGAGAACUCCCUCGAGGCAAGUUUCUGAGUCACGGACAACCUCAUGAAAUCCUCGUAGUUUCACUUCACCUCUUCACCUUAUAUCGAAUCGAAUCUUCUUUCUUUUUUUUACAAUGAGAGUAUCAUCGUAUGUGGAGUUAACAAGAGUUCCGUUUUUUCUGUUUUUAUUUUUUUAUUUUUUUAUUUUUUUUAAGCAAAAAUAUAUCCCAUUUUCCGAUUAAAAAGAAAUAAUUUGCAAAGGAAAAUUGACGAUGAUAGGAAUCGAUACAUUUCCAUCGAGUUCAGAUUAAAUUCACUUAUCCGGUAAUUUUAUUUGAACUUCUUGAUAUUUCAUCGAUUUCAUCGUCAUAGAUUUUAUCAUACCGUUUCCGAAUAUUGAAUAAAUGGAAGACUGAAAUUCAUCUAAGUUUUCGAGGAAUCAUUUAUUUUCGUUACAGAAUAUCGUUAUAUACCUAGAUGGGAUAUUGGAUUAUUUCGGAACUCUUUACGUCGCCUUUCAUAAAUCUGCAUAAUAAAGAUAAAAGGCUGACUGUUUUUACAAGAAUCAUAUUGUUUCGUUCCGAAUCGAUACUCGUAAAAUACGAGGAAUUACGAUGAAAUUGCUAGGAACUUGAAAGAAAUACUCGAAAUUUACAUUCAAUUAUUUUACAGUGAAUAACGAAGAACGAGUAUUUCAAUGAGAAAUACAUGAAGCGUGACACGAAAUUAUAGAACAUAAUGAGCGAAAAAAAUUACAAAAAAAAAAAGAACGUUAAAAACUUGUCUCGUUUCUGUAUAUUCAUUAUUAUUCACUUUUGUAUAUUCUGUCAUAGGCAUACACCGUGGUCAUGAAUGUUAAUUUCACAAAAAUAGAUUAUUCUUUAAAAACAGAAAUUAGUUUCGUAAAAGUUUCGAUUUUUCUUUUCUUACCUAUAAUUUUAAGAAAAACGCUCGAGGUUGUUAUCCGACGAUACAAUCACUAUAUAAACGUGAUCGUUGAAGUUUCUAAUCUUAGAUACGUCUAUAGAAAUAAAUCCUGAAUCUAUAAGACGAUCUAUAAUAAGAAUCGUUUAAUCAUAAAUCAUCAAUACAAUGCUAUUAUAUUAUAUGCAAUAUAUGUAUGCGUAAGUUAAAAAAUCCAUGUAAUGUGUAUGUAGAUAUAAAUCUUGUAACUUUCCCUUCCAAGGCGUUAUGUUGUUUGUAGAAAUUUUAAAAUUACUCUCUGAAUUUGUUAACGCGAUCUAUGUUUACAAUUUUAGCCAAUCAUAAAAGAAAGAUUUCCUAGUAAAAAUAUUUUCCACGAUAUGAACUUACCUUCUUUGGAACAGUCGGUAAAGUCGAUCGCUACAUUUCCUUACUAUAAAGCUUUGUCUAUUGUUAAUAUGUAAAACUUAUUAAUUAUUAAGAAUUUGGAAAAGAUAAAAUCGUAAAAUCAAAGUCACAAUAAAAAUUUAAAAAUUAUAUCGUCACCCUUUCAAAUAUAUAUCUUUGCUCUACGAUGUAGAAAGGUUUUAAUAAAAUGAUAUAGUUUCCGAUAUUACCGAUUCAUGCUACAAAUAACAAUCUGUACUAUCCGAUGCAAUGUGCUUUUUUUCUAUCUUGAUGUAAAAUUCUAUUGUAUUGCAAAAAUUUUAAAUGAAUAUUCAUUAAGAAAUAUUAUCGAUAUCUAUUAUCCAUAUGUCUUAUCAAUAAUAGAAAAUCAAGGCUAACAUUACAGAGUAUGUCAUGUCCAAAUUGUUAAUUAAUAGCGAUCGCAAUAAGACUGGUCUUACCAUCCACAUUAACAUCUUUUACAAUUAGUAAACGUAGAUCAAAGAACUCAUCUACAUGUCAAACUAUUAUUAUAGAUAAUAGAAUUAUUUUUAUUCUAUUUUCACUUUAUUUUUUUUUAAAUCUUUACGUUAAAAGCAAACCUUUUUGUAUUAAGAAUAUAUAAGUAUCAAUUUACUGGUUAUCUCGCCAAUCAAAUUUAUCAUACUUAAGCUUAAUUAGAUUUUACGAUGAUUAUAAUCUCGAUGGAAUUUACUUAGCAAUUCAUCAUCGGUUUUUUGUAUAAACAUAAUUUCAAUUAAACGAUUAACGAAUUUAUAAAUUUUGUGAAUUCCAAACAGAUUUAAACGCUGUUAUGUAAGCUAUAUCUUUCAGAUAUCAAUUAGUAUUAAUUUCUUUAUCUACGACUGUGAUAUAAAUAUAUUUGUAUCGUUAUGUUUCAUAAUAUGUAUCAUCAUUAAUCAUUGCGAAUGAUCAUAAAUAUCUUUAUCUAUGUAACAAUUGUGGUAAUAAAUAGUAUCUUAAAUCUUAAA
This is a messenger RNA of Vespa crabro (European hornet), 3406 nucleotides long. RefSeq lists its product as uncharacterized. The record is from RefSeq and is a predicted model, not a curated record. Gene Ontology annotation, molecular function: RNA polymerase II cis-regulatory region sequence-specific DNA binding; DNA-binding transcription factor activity, RNA polymerase II-specific. NCBI's taxonomy places the organism in Eukaryota, Metazoa, Arthropoda, Insecta, Hymenoptera, Vespidae. The transcript is spliced from 4 exons. Gene Ontology annotation, cellular component: nucleus. Bases 334 to 1152 code for a protein of 272 amino acids. Gene Ontology annotation, biological process: regulation of transcription by RNA polymerase II.